CGACCCAUUAAACCCUUUUCUUCUCAAAAUCAGGAGUGCAGAAUUUUUGCGAAGAAAUCCUUCUUCUCUUUGUGCCAAACUAGUUUUACUCUCGAAAACUUCCGUCACCUAUAAUUCAUCUCCGGCCGCCGGAUCUCAUACGCCGCCGCUACCGCGUCUUCUUGGCAUUCAUUCGAGUUUCCGGAAAAAGAAAGUGAAUAGCAAAAGCAAUAACCAAAUAGAGGCUUGCUUGUUCUGGCUUUACUUUUGUGGUUUUGAUCAUAUGCUGAUUCCCCACCACUGAUAAGUUUUUGAGUGUUUCUGUUAUUUGCAAUGGAGAAGGAUAGAUAUGAUAGGGAAGACGAUGCUUCUAGAGAACGCUGGGUUGGAGGAGCCUAUAGUGAUGAAUUAGAGCAAACCGACAAGCAUCGGAGUAAGGACAAGAAGAAGAGCAGUCGAGAAGAAGAAAAGGAUCAUCGAAGUAGGGAUAGAGAAAGGGACCGUUCUAAGAGAAGCAGUGAUGAGGUCUUGAAAGAAAGGGAGAAAGAUUCCUUGGAAAAGGAUAGAGUGUCAACCAGGGAGAGGAGGAAGGAUGACAGAGAUGAGCAUGGGAAAGACAGAGCUAAAGAUACUAAGGUGAGGGAAAAAGAGAAAGAUUAUGACAGGGAUAAGCAUAGAGAAAAAGAACAUGAGCGUGAGAGAGAAAAGGACCGAAAGGAUCGAGGAAAGGAAAAGGACAGGGAGAGGGAUAGGGAGUCUGAGAAGGAAAGGGGAAAGGACAAAAGUAGAGAUAGGGACAGAGAAAAGGAAAAGGAAAGAGACAAGGCGAAGGAAAGGGAAAAGGAGAGAGACAAACUUAAGGAUCGAGAGAAGGAGAGGGAAGGAGAGAAGGGAAAAGAUAGAAGUAAACAGAAAAAUAGAGAGGCGGACCUAGAGAAGGAGAGAUCAAGAGAUAGGGACAAUGUUGGCAAAAAUCAUGAGGAAGAUUAUGAAGGAAGCAAAGAUGGAGAGCUUGCAUUAGACUAUGAAGAUCGUAGAGAUAAGGAUGAAGCUGAACUGAAUGCUGGAAGCAAUGCUAGUUUAGUGCAGGCAUCUUCAUCAGAGCUCGAGGAGCGCAUAGUGAGAAUGAAAGAGGACAGAUUGAAAAAGAAAUCUGAAGGUCUCUCAGAGGUUUCAGCAUGGGUUAGUAGAAGUCGUAAGCUUGAGGACAAAAGGAAUGCUGAAAAGGAGAAAGCUUUGCAGCUAUCAAAGAUUUUUGAAGAGCAGGAUAAUUUCGUUCAAGGAGAAGAUGAAGAUGAGGAAGCUGAUAAUCGCCCUACUCAUGAUCUAGGAGGGGUUAAAGUUCUUCAUGGCCUUGACAAAGUGAUGGAUGGUGGAGCUGUCGUUUUAACACUCAAAGAUCAGAGCAUACUUGCUGAUGGUGACCUUAAUGAAGAUGUUGAUAUGCUUGAAAAUAUUGAAAUCGGAGAGCAGAAGCAGCGGGAUGAGGCUUACAAGGCUGCAAAGAAGAAAACCGGGGUUUAUGAUGAUAAGUUCAAUGAAGAUCCUGGUUCUGAGAAAAAAAUACUGCCACAAUAUGAUGAUCCAGUUGCGGAUGAGGGUGUAACUCUGGAUGAAAGGGGCCGCUUUACUGGUGAAGCUGAAAAGAAAUUAGAAGAGCUGCGUAAAAGGUUACUAGGUGUUCCCACUAAUAACCGUGUUGAAGAUCUGAAUAAUGUUGGGAAGAUUUCAUCGGAUUAUUACACCCAAGAGGAAAUGCUUCGAUUUAAAAAGCCCAAAAAGAAGAAAGCUUUGCGGAAGAAAGAGAAGUUGGAUAUAGAUGCCCUUGAAGCAGAAGCCGUCUCUGCCGGCCUGGGUGCUGGAGACCUUGGUUCUAGGAAGGACUCUAGAAGACAAGCAAUUAAAGAAGAGGAGGCCAGAUCCGAGGCUGAAAAGAGAAAAAAUGCAUACCAAGCAGCAUUUGCCAAAGCAGAUGAGGCAUCAAAAUCACUGCGGCUCGAACAAACGCAUACAGUUAAACCUGAGGAAGAUGAAAAUCAGGUUUUUGCUGAUGAUGAGGAGGAUCUUUAUAAAUCCCUUGAAAAAGCAAGGAGGUUGGCUCUUAAAAAGCAAGAAGAAAAAUCAGGUCCACAAGCUAUAGCGCUACUUGCUACCACAUCUGCUAGCAAUCAAACUACAGAUGAUCAUACCUCAACUGGAGAGGCACAAGAAAACAAGGUUGUGAUCACAGAGAUGGAGGAGUUUGUAUGGGGUCUUCAGCUUGAUGAAGAAGCCCAUAAGCCUGACAGUGAAGAUGUCUUCAUGGACGAGGAUGAAGUGCCAGGAGCUUCUGAACAAGAUAGAAAAAAUGGAGAAAACGAGGUGGGUGGAUGGACAGAGGUCAUUGAUACUAGUGCUGAUGAAAAGCCUGCUAAUGAGGACAAUGAUGAGGUUGUUCCAGAUGAAACCAUUCACGAAAUUGCGGUUGGCAAAGGAUUAUCAGGUGCGCUGAAGCUGCUUAAAGAUCGAGGAACACUUAAAGAAACUAUUGAAUGGGGUGGCCGAAACAUGGACAAGAAAAAGAGCAAACUUGUUGGCAUUGUAGACGAUGAUCAUCAAACUGAUAAUAGAUUUAAAGAUAUUCGCAUUGAAAGGACAGAUGAAUUUGGUCGAAUUGUGACUCCUAAGGAAGCCUUCCGGAUGCUUUCUCAUAAAUUUCAUGGCAAGGGGCCUGGCAAAAUGAAGCAAGAAAAGCGGAUGAAGCAAUAUCAGGAAGAGUUGAAGCUGAAGCAAAUGAAAAAUUCAGAUACACCUUCACUUUCAGUGGAGAGGAUGAGGGAAGCUCAAGCUCAGCUGAAAACACCCUACCUUGUCCUUAGUGGUCACGUCAAACCAGGGCAAACUAGUGAUCCUGCAAGUGGCUUUGCUACUGUUGAGAAGGAUUUUCCGGGAGGCUUGACGCCUAUGCUUGGUGAUAGAAAGGUUGAGCAUUUCUUGGGAAUCAAGCGCAAGGCUGAGGCAGGGAAUUCAGGCACACCAAAGAAGCCUAAAACUUGAAAAUUGUAAGAUGUUGUAUGGUUUGGGUAUGAUGAAAGAUGAAGAUGGGAGAUGGCUGCAUCCUGGUGGUCAAGGUAUCUGUAGCCAACUGUUGAACUCAAAUCCAAGUAGUAGAGAAAUUUUCCAACUUGAUUUUACUUGGUUUUUUGGUAACAUGAAAAUUGGUGAUCAAAAAAAUGAUUUUUGUAUUGUGUAAGAUUUGACCUAAUUAAGCUGAUGCCAAAUGCGGUAUUAUUUAGAGCUGAUUUAUGUUUGCAUCUUAAAAUACAUUGGCCAUCAUUGCAGUAUAUUAUUAGGGAUAUGAUCUGCUUUUUACUGAUUUGAAUAAUUAUAGAAUGUUCCAGUUCUUCAUCUAUUA
Molecule: messenger RNA, 3373 nt
Organism: Gossypium raimondii (Peruvian cotton)
Lineage: Eukaryota; Viridiplantae; Streptophyta; Magnoliopsida; Malvales; Malvaceae
Product: SART-1 family protein DOT2
Exons: 14
Coding region: 313-3015 (900 amino acids)
Biological process (GO): mRNA cis splicing, via spliceosome; maturation of 5S rRNA
Cellular component (GO): U4/U6 x U5 tri-snRNP complex
Source: RefSeq, a predicted model, not a curated record